This is a messenger RNA of Penicillium waksmanii, 2493 nucleotides long. Its product is annotated as beta-glucosidase H. The record is from RefSeq and is a predicted model, not a curated record. Gene Ontology annotation, biological process: glucan catabolic process. NCBI's taxonomy places the organism in Eukaryota, Fungi, Ascomycota, Eurotiomycetes, Eurotiales, Aspergillaceae. Gene Ontology annotation, molecular function: beta-glucosidase activity. The transcript has 3 exons. Bases 1 to 2493 code for a protein of 830 amino acids.
AUGCCGACAGGAUUCGAUGUGGAGAAUGUCCUAGCAAACAUCAGCGAGCAGGACAAAAUCGCUCUUUUAUCCGAAGCAGGAAUUGAUUUUUGGCACACACAUCCCAUCCCCGAAUUCAAUGUCCCCUCGAUUCGCGCCACCGACGGUCCCAAUGGUAUCCGCGGCACCAAAUUCUUCGCCGGCAUACCAGCCGCAUGUCUGCCCUGCGGCACAGCUCUGGGCGCCACCUGGGAUCGAGAUCUGGUUUACCAAGCGGGGAGACUACUGGGUGACGAGUGCAUUGCGAAAGGAGCGCAUUGUUGGCUGGGUCCUACAAUCAAUAUGCCGCGAUCUCCUCUCGGUGGCCGCGGAUUUGAAUCGUUUGCUGAAGACCCACAUCUUUCGGGCAUUCUGGCCAAAUCAAUCAUCCUCGGAGCCGAAAGCAAAGGAAUCAUUUCCGCUGUGAAGCAUUUCGUGGGCAACGACCAGGAACACGAACGCCGGGCGGUGGAUGUCCUCGCCACACAGCGAGCUUUGCGUGAGAUCUACCUACGACCUUUCCAGAUUGUCGCGAGAGAUGCGAAGCCGAGCGCGCUCAUGACUUCUUAUAAUAAGAUCAAUGGAAAGCACGUGGCCGAAGAUCCUCGCAUGCUCAAUUUGAUCCGCGAAGAAUGGAAGUGGGAUCCGCUGGUUAUGAGCGACUGGUACGGGACCUACACAACCAUCGAUUCUAUGAAUGCGGGCCUUGAUCUCGAAAUGCCGGGGCCUUCUAGAUAUCGGGGGAAGUAUAUCGAAUCCGCCGUACAGGCUCGACUGAUCAAACAAUCGACUAUAGAUGCACGAGCUCGAAAGGUGUUGGAAUUCGUGAAGCAAGCAAGUCAAGUCCAAGUGUCAGGUGUGGAACGAGGUCGGGAUUUCCCAGAGGAUAGAGCGUUGAAUCGAAAAAUUUGCGCAAACAGCAUCGUCCUCCUCAAGAACGAAGGCAUCUUGCCCCUUCCGAAGGAGAUCAAAAAGAUUGCCCUUAUUGGAUCUCACAUGAAAACUCCCGCAAUAUCGGGUGGUGGCAGUGCGUCCCUUGAACCGUAUUACUCUGUUUCGUUAUACGACGCCUGUAGGGAAGCAUAUCCUGACGCGGACGUGGUUUAUGAAAUAGGCGCAUACGCCCACAAGAUGCUCCCUGUAAUAGACCGUCUCCUGACAAAUGCUGUCAUACAUUUCUACAACGAGCCGAUGGACAAGGAACGGAAUUUGAUUAGCACUGAGCCUAUGUCGACAACAGCCUUCCAGUUCAUGGACUAUUAUGCACCCGGCCUCAACCGAGAGCUAUUCUGGGCCACACUGAUUGGCAACUUCACACCAGACGCAUCCGGGAUUUGGGACUUUGGCCUGAGUGUUUUUGGUACGGCCAAUCUCUAUAUCGACGACGAGCUUGUGAUCGAUAAUACAACGAACCAGACACGCGGAACGGCAUUCUUCGGCAAAGGCACCAUCGAGGAGCUGGGAUCGAAGAAAUUAGUUGCUGGGACCACAUAUAAAAUCCGGAUUGAGUUCGGUUCUGCCAACACUACCACAAUGAAAUCGGUGGGAAUGGUGAAUUUCGGUGGUGGCGCUGCAAAUUUGGGGGCCUGCCUGCGGCUGGACCAGGAUCAAAUGAUCAAGAAUGCCGUGGAAGCUGCCGCACAGGCGGACUACACCAUUAUUUGCACUGGACUCAACAAAGACUGGGAAUCUGAAGGGUUCGACCGCACGCAUAUGGAUCUGCCACCGGGAGUUGACCGGCUGAUCUCGAAGGUGUUGAAAGUCGCCGCAGACAAGACCGUCAUCGUCAAUCAGUCUGGUACACCAGUUACUAUGCGGUGGGCCGAUCAGGCCCGGUGCAUUGUACAGGCCUGGUAUGGAGGUAACGAGACAGGCCAUGGAAUUGCCAAUGUUCUCUUCGGAGAGGUCAAUCCAUGCGCAAAGUUGCCCUUAUCAUGGCCGGUGGAUGUGAAACACAAUCCGGCCUACUUGAACUAUGCCAGUGUGGGUGGCCGAGUGCUGUAUGGCGAGGACAUCUAUGGGGGCUAUCGAUUUUACGAGAAGACUGGACGAGAAGUCCUCUUUCCAUUCGGUCACGGCCUAUCAUACACAACUUUCGAGGUCUCAUCGAGCGUUACCGUUGCCCCGGAGAUCUUCAACAUGGACCGUCCUCCGGUCACCACCGUACAGAUCAAAAACACAGGCAAAGUGGCGGGCGCCCAGAUUCUUCAGCUGUACAUAUCUGCCCCCGAAUCGCAAACCCCGCGCCCAAGCAAGGAAUUGCACGGUUUUGAAAAGGUAUUCCUCCAGCCCGGGGAAGAAAAAGCGGUUGACAUCCAGGUCGACCGAUAUGCGACAAGCUUCUGGGAUGAGAUCGAGGAGAUGUGGAAGAGCGAGAAAGGGACAUAUGAAGUGUUAAUAGGAACCUCUAGCCUGGAAGUGGUGGCCUGGGGAGAAUUCCAAGUAAAUCGCACCACCUAUUGGCGGGGACUCUAA